GGAUUAAAGUACUCCGCCUUCCGUGAAUUCGUAAAAAUUGUCAAAGCUUCGUCUUCAGCUGGAGCUUUCAAACCUACACUGGUAGACCGGCAGUGGGAUCGAAUUGUCCAUUGACUUCGACUGUCUUUACCUCUCAUUCACAGCCUCCGCCAUGUCUUCCAUAAUGGAGCACAUAGACCAAACCACCAUCCUUUCUCUCCUCGGCGUCGUCGCAAUUCUCCUAUCCUCCUACAUCCUCUCCGUCCGCGUUCUCUCGCCAACAACCCCCUCUUCCCUUCGCAUCCUCUUCAUCUGGCACUUCUUCGAUUUCCUCAUCCACACCAUUUUCGAAGGUUCCUUCCUCUACAACUGUUUUUUUUCUCGCGUCCCCUUCGAUUCGUCAAUUGCUCAUCCGGUUGCUCUCUCUAAUUUCUUGGGCACAAGUGAAUAUGUUUAUGGGGCACAAUAUGCGGAUAACUGGGCGAGUAAACUGUGGAUGGUUUAUGCGCAAGCGGACCGAAGAUGGGCAGGUGCAGAUUUGACAGUGGUCAGUUUGGAGUUGUUGACUGUGCUUGGGGCUGGACCGCUGGCACUUUGGAUUUGUUGGGGGAUUGUGAGGAAGGAUUGGAGAGUCAAUUUUUGGAUGGUGGUGCUUGCUACGGGAGAAUUAUAUGGUGGCUUCAUGACAUUUGCACCAGAAUGGUUAAUCGGCUGUAAGAAUUUGGAUACGAGUAAUUUUAUGUUUAAAUGGGUUUAUUUGGUUUUUUUCAACACGUUGUGGGUUUUCUUACCUAUAUAUGCAAUGUAUGUGGCAUUCUAUGAUAUUGGCAAUGCAAUGAAGUUGAGGAAUGGCGUUAUCAACGCAAAGGUAGAGAUGAUGAAGCGAGAGAAGAAGAAUUGAGGUUAAGGGGUGGGUUGUAUGGGGGAGAAGACAGCGGGAAGUCAGGCGGGUGGGAGACAUCUCAGGAUACUUGGAUUUGAGAGCUAUUCGAGAUAUAGAAUACAUCUUGAAACCAUAUGUUGUAUCUUGAAGAAUAAUAUAAAAUUCAUUUAGACGGGAGUACCUAAGAAUCUGAAUUA
Molecule: messenger RNA, 1059 nt
Organism: Botrytis cinerea B05.10
Lineage: Eukaryota; Fungi; Ascomycota; Leotiomycetes; Helotiales; Sclerotiniaceae
Exons: 2
Coding region: 152-880 (242 amino acids)
Biological process (GO): sterol metabolic process
Cellular component (GO): endoplasmic reticulum; membrane
Molecular function (GO): cholestenol delta-isomerase activity
Source: RefSeq, a predicted model, not a curated record